UUAAGUGUAUUAUGCUGCGACUGGUAUAUAGUCGUAUUCGUUAGUUUGUUUCUAGCUUUAAUUUUUAUUCAGCAUGUUUUUAUGCGAUUUUUUAACCUUGAAGGAAUACAUUGCCACUCAGUACUCACUCAACAGUGAAUUGGGUGGAAUUGGUCCCGGCUACAUUUAACAGUGUAGUGUUGGAGCGUGAACAAUUUAUAUUUUGUCUUUUAAACCAUAAACUAUAGUACAAUAUACUGCGGUGCUUAUAUGAAUAACAGUAAACGAAAUUUUCAACUUUCCCCACAUAGAAAGUGUAACAUUUAACAAAAUAAUAAGUAAUUUGACGCAGAAUUUUACAAUUUACUUGCUCGUGUUUGAUUGUUACAAUAAAAAAACACCAAAACAGUAGUCCAACAUCAUUGUAGAAGUUCUUGUAUUGAAACAAACAUGGAAAACAAAACUGAAUUUGAUUAUCCGCAUACAUUUGUACUCCUCGGUGCGUCUGGGGACUUGGCUAGAAAAAAAAUUUAUCCUACUAUCUGGUAUUUAUAUCGUGACAACCUUUUGCCGCAUAACACCAAGUUUAUUGGUUAUGCGCGUACUAAGCAAUCUGUUUCCGAAGUAAGAGAAAGGUGUCAAAAGUACAUGAAAAUACGCCCAGGAGAAGAAGAAAAAUUAGAGACAUUUUGGAAUGCCAAUAACUAUGUAGCGGGAUCUUAUGAUGGAAGAAUAGAUUAUGAGUUUCUUAACCGAAUCAUCAGUAAUCACGAGAAGGGCCCUAUUGCAAACAGAAUUUUUUAUUUAGCUGUACCUCCAACGGUCUUUGAAGAUGUUACUGUAAACAUAAAAAAUGCCUGUACAUCUAGCAAAGGUUUUACUCGUGUUAUUAUUGAGAAACCUUUUGGACGUGAUGAUGUCAGCUCUGAGAAAUUAAGUAAUCACUUAGCUGGACUAUUUAUCGAAGAACAAAUCUACAGAAUUGAUCAUUACCUUGGUAAGGAAAUGGUCCAAAACUUGAUGACCAUAAGAUUUGCAAAUCAAAUAUUCAAUCCAGCUUGGAAUAGAGAAAAUAUAGCAUCUGUUCUUAUAUCAUUUAAAGAACCAUUUGGAACUGAAGGUAGAGGAGGGUACUUUGAUGAUUUUGGCAUAAUAAGAGAUGUCAUGCAAAAUCAUUUACUACAAAUACUUUCUUUAGUUGCAAUGGAAAAGCCUGUCACUCUAAAUCCUAAUGAUAUUAGAGAUGAAAAAGUGAAAGUUUUGAGGCAUAUCCAACCAAUAGAAUUAAAAGACAUUCUAAUUGGGCAGUAUGUCGGUAAUCCUGAAGGUCAAGGUGAAGAAAAAUUAGGUUAUCUGGAUGAUCCAACUGUGCCUGGAGACUCCUUAACUCCCACAUAUGCUCUUGCUACUUUGUGGAUCAACAAUGCAAGAUGGCAAGGUGUCCCCUUUAUUCUAAGAUGUGGAAAAGCUCUGAAUGAAAGAAAAGCAGAAGUUCGUGUUCAGUAUAAAGACGUUCCAGGUGAUAUAUUUUCUGGACAUGCAAAACGAAAUGAACUGGUCAUAAGAGUCCAGCCAGGAGAAGCCUUAUACUUAAAAAUGAUGUCUAAAUCUCCAGGAAUGAAAUUUGACUUAGUUGAAACAGAACUAGACCUCACUUAUAGUGCACGCUACAAAGAAGCCAGUGUACCUGAUGCAUAUGAAAGGCUCAUAUUGGAUGUGUUCACUGGUACCCAAAUGCAUUUUGUGCGUAGUGAUGAAUUAAAAGAAGCAUGGCGAGUAUUUACACCUAUUCUCAAAGAUCUCGAAGAUAAUCACAUUAAGCCAGUGCCAUAUGUUUAUGGAUCUAGAGGUCCUAAAGAAGCUGAUGAUAAACUGGCUGGAUAUGAUUUCAAGUAUUCUGGGUCUUAUAAAUGGAAAAAACCUAUUCAUUGAUUUAAAAUAAGUCUGUAUUGGUUUUCAGGUUGUAGGUAAACUUGGGUCGGUUUUUAUUUUAAAGGUGCAUAAUAAACAUAUACAUAUUUAAAAUUUGAUCAACAUUUCAUCAAUAACUCAAUUCUGAAGGGUGAAAAGGAGGAUUUAAGUUGACUGUGAUUAAAAGACAAAAAGCAACUAAUAGAAUGCUGUUUAAUUACCACAUAAAUUUUUUUUCACUGGUAUGAAAUGCUUAGUUUUGUUUCCAUACUUAACAAUUAAAGAAAACUUUCUGCUACUAUUAAAAUAUAUAAGUAUACAUAAUUUCUUAAUCUCAGAACUUUUUCUGUAUUGUUACUUUAGAACUGAAGUAUCAAUGUAGAUUAAAUGAUUAAAACUUUUAAGGUCAUUUUAAGGUUAAUGUGGCUGGUAUAGAUCUGAAUGCAUUUAAUUACUAAUGAAGUCUUCCAUUGACAGCACAAUAAUGAACAAUUGUAUAUUGAGUAUCUAUGUACAUACUUAAAAUUUAAAAUUGUAAACAUUCCACUUAUCAAUAUGUUAGUAAAUAUGAUCAACAAAUUUGAAUAGGGGACCAAUUUAUCAAAUAUGGUUGUGCUUGUGCCUUAUUUCUUGAACAUAAUCAUAAAAAAAUUAUUUCUCGAAUGUAAUCAUAAAAAAAUGACAGAGUAAUUGAAUGAAAGCUGUGAUAAUCACGUGGUUUAUGUAAUGAAUCACGUUCAAUGGUGUAUGUAUUUAUAAAUGUUAAAGGUCAUAUUUUGAAUAGAUAUUAUCAGCUUUUUGGUUUCGAACGAUUAUUGUUGCGUUAUACACAACUUAAAAAAAUUAAGUUGAUUAAGUGUAUUGUAAAAUUAAUUUUCUUAUUGUAUUUCAUGAAAUAAAAAUGUCUUGUAACAA
Messenger RNA from Bombyx mori (domestic silkworm), 2805 nucleotides. RefSeq names its product glucose-6-phosphate 1-dehydrogenase (gene Zw). The transcript has a single exon. Gene Ontology annotation, molecular function: glucose-6-phosphate dehydrogenase activity; NADP binding. The coding region runs from base 430 to 1911 and encodes 493 amino acids. Lineage: Eukaryota; Metazoa; Arthropoda; Insecta; Lepidoptera; Bombycidae. Gene Ontology annotation, biological process: pentose-phosphate shunt, oxidative branch; glucose metabolic process. Gene Ontology annotation, cellular component: cytosol. The record is from RefSeq and is a predicted model, not a curated record.